CCAAUCCACCACUCCCGCUGCCACUCCCACGCCCAUCGCCCAUCCCCAGCUAUGGCCUACUACCCGUACACCGCCCAGCAGGGCCGGACAUUCAGGUAUCGUCUAGAGCCAAUGUAUGCCGCCAGCAACGUCGAAUGGGCCUUCAUGAACACCCAACUCACCCGCGACCCAGAAUUCGUUAAACAGGUAAUCCGAUCAUACAUUGACGUCAAACACUCCCACGGAAGAACCAAACUCGAGAUCAGUCAGAAGCUCGAACCGCUGGAAAGAGCUUACCCGCAGUUUGCGCAAUCUUUCGUCGAAGUUCGGACGGAACGAGGACUGCCCAAGUCUAGAAUCAUCUCGUUGCGUAUCAAUCCGCCCAAUUCUUUGCAACGUGCAUCAACUACACAAUCGCCCAACCGUCCUAGUGAUCCCAGGCCCGGUAGUCUGCGGGUUCAGACAACAACCAAUACCACUAGGCGCGCGUCUGCUCCCUCCCAGUCCGCUAGGCCGCCGGUGGUUAGGAAUCCUGAAGAUGGGGACGAGUUGCCUCCACCGCCAUACAGCAGUCAAGAUCCCGAACCAGAAGCUACCAGGAUUUUGCAGGAACGUUUGGCAGCCGAGACGAAUGUCGAACCUCCUACCGUACCUUCACCUUCCACUCCUCAAACUACUAGCAAUCCUGCCCCUGUUUCCCCUCAUCCAUCAUCUCCGCCAAAUCAUGAACCAACACGGCCAUCAAUCGCCGAUUCCAAUCCUCCGUCUGAUCCCCAAAUGGCCCAGAUCUGGGAGGAAUCACAGUUGGAUGAAGCUAAACGUGCUAGCCUUGCAUGGCGUGAGCAGCAGGAGCUUGAAGAAGUGAUGAGGCUAAGCCUUGCCGAAGCUGAGUCAAUCGGUGUCGGGUCUUCCACCGGACCUGGAACAUCUACCAAUACUCAAUCCGGACAGAAUCGCCUGUCAGUAGUGGAUGAGAACGAGGCUGCCACGUACGAACAAGCUUCCAAUUCAUCUCAGCAGCCCAACGCCGACCUGAUGGGUCUCGUGGGUGAUCUCGAGGAUCUUACAUUUUCAAAUUCGGAACAGGCAUCUUCAUCAAACCGUGCACCUCACAACCAGAGCUCAAUCCUUGACGACGAUGGUCCAAGUGGUUUAAACCAGCAACCGCUCGUUCCUUCCAAGACUGGACUUGUCAUGCAGAGCAAAAACCCUUUCUUGUCUCAAACCGAGAUGGGAACUUCCGAUGCCAAUGGGUCAUCUACUCAUCUAGAUAACACAACUUCAACGCCAGCUCAAGCAAGUGCAAAUGGGUUCAACCAACUUUCUGCUCACGGAAGCCCGGGAUCCACCCAUACAUCAUACAUCUCACAACCCAUUUAUGCUCCCCCGCCUGGGGCUCCCCCUCCUCAUCUCCGUGUCCCUACCCCACCGGCUCAAAGCCCUUUACCCACCCAAAACCAAACUUCACCAUCGCCAAGGCCAUUACCCCGUGCACCUGUUUCGCCACGUCUUUCUUCUCCCACUGUAUCGCAAACCCCUGGCCCGCCAGUGUACUCUUCACAAACAGCAUCUUCCUCCCAGCAACCCGACUCUUCCACUGUCGAUGGUGACUUCGCGGCUCCCCCUUUGCUUCCGAGGCGGCCUAAUAAAAGAAAGUCUACAUACGUCCCUCCUACACAGGGCGAGGACCCGCUUGAGAUGCUGCGCGAGUUUGACACUGUUUUCCUUGUUGAUGAUAGGGGUAGACAAAAUGCAGCUCAUUUUUAUUUUUAUUUCUGUUAGGGAAGCAAAGAGAGACCUGAUUUCAGGGUGGGGGCUCAGGGAAUGACGACAGUGGGUCCAGAACAAGUCGGUGGGGGUCAGUGAAUUUGUCGAGUG
Molecule: messenger RNA, 1857 nt
Organism: Cryptococcus deneoformans JEC21
Lineage: Eukaryota; Fungi; Basidiomycota; Tremellomycetes; Tremellales; Cryptococcaceae
Exons: 5
Coding region: 52-1761 (569 amino acids)
Source: RefSeq, a predicted model, not a curated record